Messenger RNA from Toxotes jaculatrix (banded archerfish), 5804 nucleotides. RefSeq names its product adaptor related protein complex 1 associated regulatory protein (gene ap1ar). Lineage: Eukaryota; Metazoa; Chordata; Actinopteri; Toxotidae. Bases 116 to 1021 code for a protein of 301 amino acids. The record is from RefSeq and is a predicted model, not a curated record. The transcript is spliced from 10 exons. Gene Ontology annotation, biological process: negative regulation of substrate adhesion-dependent cell spreading; regulation of Arp2/3 complex-mediated actin nucleation; negative regulation of cell motility. Gene Ontology annotation, molecular function: AP-1 adaptor complex binding.
GGAAGGAGGACGAGGAAGUGGCUGGAGCAGAGGACUAGACUUGGAGAUGAAGCUCCCAACAGUAAUGCACCAGCAGCUGUCAGGCAGCUAGAUAUUAGUAACAUUUGACAAUGCGAUGGGUAACUGCUGGGCAUACUGUGUUGGGCUCUUCAGGAGAGAAGCCAACAGGAUCCAGAGAGGAGGCGGAUCCAAAUAUUUCCGAAGCAGUACCACAGGGGAACAUUAUACAAUAGAGUUUGAAAAUCUGGUGGAGAGUGAUGAGGGGGAGGAGAGCCCGCAGCCCUGCCCAAGGCCUAUCAGUGAAGAUGAGAUCAAGCACCUCAGAGAACACCACUACACUGCGAUCUCAGACAAGCAGAUCCUGAUAGACCAGAAGCUACAAGCAGAGUUAGAGGCACAAGAGGAGAAGUUGAGGCUAGAAGAAGAGGCUAGAAAUGCCGCCCAGCGUGAGGCCGCCAGGUUGGCACGUGAGCGGAAAAUGAAGGAGCAGCUGUCUGCCCAGAGGACACGGGGGAAAGCAGAUGGCUCUGGCAGUGAAACUCAGCAAAGAAAACAAACCUCCGGGGAGGAUUUCGAUGUCUACCUCCAGAAUGUAAAAGCCCAGUCAGAGGCUUUCAGGAGCAACAGACUUCCUUCUGACACGAACGUGGUGACUCCCAACACAGAGUGCAGCUGGGAUUUCACCACGAAGACCCGCUCCACCAAUGAGGACGGGACCUCACUGGACCUGGAGUGGGAGGAUGAGGAAGGAAUCAAUCGAGCACUUCCAGCCUGGGAGAGGUCUCGGACGGAGGAGGACAUCCUGCGCGCAGCCCUCAGGCCCGGCGGCAAGCAGAUGAACAGCGGCCCGACCUCGGCCUCCGAGGACUCCAACGCACUGGAGUGGGAGAAUGAUUUUGUGAGUACUCACCCAGAGGACAAUGCAAACACUGAAUUUGAAGGGUUUGUCAACCCCGUCCUUGACACUCCCUCUGAGGACGCAUUGGACUGUGGCCUCAGGUUGGACAACCAGGACAGAUAGUGUCCAGCACCAAAGGAGACGUUUGUCGUGCCCUCUUCAUGUCGAAGCUCACCAGCUUUUUUGCCUCAUGAAAUGGAAAUUUAUGUCCUUACUUGCUCUUCAUAUUCUGUCAUAUGAGACUCUGAUGCUGCCGUAAUAUGUUGUGGAUCUCUGCUCUACAGUGCAUUGUAAUGGCAUUUUUAUCAAAUACUCAUUUUUCAGUGCCUUCAUUUGCUAAAUUAGCCGACCGUUUUAUGCAUCCUAACUGAUCACUUACAUCCAUUACCAUUUGACACAUUGCUCAAUAAGUGCUGACUUUCAACGCGCAGUGGCCAGGUGGUCGUACACAAACCAAUAUGUCGCCGAGUUACUCUGAAGUGAAACUUUAUUGUGAAAGCAGAUGGCUGCCGGAGGAGCUGUGUGUUGUACUCACGGAUAGAAAUGGACACAUUUCACUGGUUGUGGGGAGGCUGGUCACGUGGAAUCAUUUAUUAAGGUGCGCUUUUUAAAUCCCAGUGGGGGGAAUUUGUUCUCUGCGUUUGACCCUCCCUAACUGUUUAGCAGCCGUAGACAGCCGCAGAGCAGGGCCUGGGGACCAAACGCAGUUCUGAGGUCAGCGCCUUGCUCAGUGGUAAUGGCAAGAGUGUUCCUGCAUGUAUUUUGGGGUGGGAAGAAACCCACAUAAGCACAGAAAAAAAAAAAAAACAUCUGAACUGCAGAUGCCCUUCUUCUCUCCCAUUUGUUUCAGUUUUGCCCUAAAAAUUCAUUUCUGCUACUGCAUGAUGGCAAAAAAGAACUGAAUUUCAUAUUGAGUUUGCAGGUGACAAAGGUAAAACAUUCAGCUAAACAAUUUUAAUGAACAGUAGUAUAAUAACACAGCCUGUGUUGAGCCUGGACCUAAUAUUGUUUCUGCAGUUGCUUAAAUGUACUUUUUAAUCAUGAGUUUGAUUGCUCAGCAUCCUCAAACAAGGCAUGCAUUUUGUGAAAUGCUGUCAGUGCAUGUACUCUGACAUGAAGGCUGUGCUCAUCACGCUGCCAUCAGCUGUUAGUCAUCAUCUGGUACAGAAUAAUAUGGCCGAUAUGGGACCCAUCAGAUGAAAAACACUGUGUGACUGUAAUUUGUGUAUUUUCUGAAAUUUUAAUAGAUCAACAAAUCAGGUACCUGAUGAGUAAUUAAUUUAAUCGGGCUCAAAAACAGCUUCCGUAUUUGAUCAUCCUCUCGGGUCUAACAGCCUCAUGUCUAGAAAAAUAAAAAUAAAGAAGCCAGAGCAUGAAAACACCUUCACUGUCCUUUGCAGUAAUAUGCUCAGUAGUUUUAUCUUUGUAAACGUACACAUUUCCAUUAGUCCAUUAAUGAACACCCAACAACAAGAGACCUUUUAUAAAACAGCACAAUCAAGCACGUAAAGCGACUCAUGUUCAUGGGACCGCUGGUCGAGCGUAGGACACCUGGGUUUUUAACUGGCCUUUUCAGAGAUUCUCAGCUUCAAAACUGCAUGUUCCACUCAUUUUCUCCAACUGCUUCUCUGGUUCAUUCUGAAAACCAGGGUUCCCACAACAGUAUAAGGAAUAUGGAAAUUAAAAAAAAACCCUCACAUUUAAGAAGCUGCAAUUACUGAUAUUUUGAUGGCGCUAUGUGGCAUAUGUCACAUAUCCAGUCAACUGGGGUAAAACAAAGCUGUUAAUCUGAAUAAUUGCUUUCAAGUAAAAGGGAAUAAUGGCAGAAUAUACAACAUGGGUGGAAAAUAAUGGAAGGCAAUCUUUACCUCAACAAAAAUCACUGUUUACAAGCUUCUAAGAGAGAGAGACACUGCUGAUUUCUGAUUGGCUGCUCAGGCUUGGUGUCUGGCAUUUAAUCAAUAGACAAAUGAUUGUUGAGUUUAAUGAACAUGCGUCAAGAACAGACCAAGAUUACCAAACAUUAAAACGUGACCCUGUGACCUAAACUUUGUCAUGUUCAAGACUGUAAUUGAUCCAGAGCUGCUCUUCCAAUCAGUCUGCUCUAUACAUUAUUCUAUUUCUUGUGCGUUACAUUGGGACAAUAGAGUUUCACACUGAUUAUUUAAUCUGUUUGGAUCAGAAGUAGUUGACAGGUUGCACUCUAAUGUGUAGAUUCUUUCAUUUGGUUUUAGAGGACAUUCACUGAAAUGAAGAGGAAACUGUGCACUACUGUUUUAAGUGUGUAGACGAGACACGGGUUCAUCUGCAGAUAUUUUACUUCUUAAUAUUCAAGUGUGUCAUUUAAAAAUAGUGUUGUUUUCAAAACACAUUUCAAUAUUAUGUUUUGCUGUGAUUACACGAUCUCUGAUUAAUCACUGUAAUUUUCUGUAAAAAAAAAAAAAAAACCUGUAACUUAACAUUCCUUGUCACACUGAGCCUAAGAGAAAAAAAAAUAAAGCAUAGGAAAAAUGUCUUGGGCAUCACAUGCAUUCACUGUAAUGACCUGCUGUACAUGGGGUACAAAGCACAGCCCAGAUUUGGUAACUGAACCAUCAUCAGUUUAAUUAGUCAUGUUAGCUUUUGCCAAGUGCACAGUUAUGUGAAUUUUGUCAUUUUUAAAGUGAUAUUUCACACUGGCAGAAUGUUUGAAUUUCUCUAAUAAACAUACCUGAAGUACAAGACGAAACCAAAGUAGGAGGCGUUGUAAGAGAACUGCAGGCGACACCUCAGCCAAUUCAAAGUCAUGCUUACAUUGAAACACAAAUUACAAAUCUAAAAUACAAAUUGAAAAGUGAACCCAGUAAAUCUGAGUUCUAUACUAAGAGUCUAAAAAAAUACAAAUUUUGCCUUUUCUGUUAUAAAACUGUUCUGUAAAGGUAAAGUAUCACUUUAACUAGAGGUACUAUCUGGAUGUAUCGUAAGCCAACAGUUGGGGCUACCUCUGAUUUUCACACUGCACUGUGUGUGUGUGUGUGUGUGUGUGUGUGUUUUGUGAUCUGUCAUAGCUCAACCACCACUGUAGGUCAGUGGCUUGAGUCCCUUUAGAGAAGUCCAUACUUAAAACAAACUCUUUGUUAUACUGUAGGCUCGUCCACCAAAGCCUGUUUUCUGUACAGAUAAUCAUUUUUAUAAAAGCUGGUACUGGGAACCGUUUUCCCAAAAAUCAUAUGACUUAGUCAAGGACAAAAAAACAAUAAACUUCCUUCGUUGAUGCUGAAUGUAUUCAUCUCCUUUAGGGCAAAUUGCACAAUCAAAUUUUAGCUUUGGGGAACACGUGUGCUAUGUACUGCUUGCAAGUAAAUCAAAAAAGACCCGAAAUGUGAAAAUCAGAGUAAAAGAAAAGUUACCGGCAAGAGAUGAUUCAAGAAAGUGGCGUAAUUUUAAAAUAACUAAUGUGGGUUUUCACAAAAGGAAGGUCACAGUUCAUGCAGCACAGAUUGAAAGCCAAAGCAGGAUUUCUCAAAAACUAAAUGUCCGUUUGCUGCUCUGUGUUUAAAAUACAACAGUGACUCAGUUUCCUGCCAGUUCAUGAAAACGUUACUCAUCUGCUGUUCUCAAUGCUUUUCUGCCUGGUGUAACUCUGUGAACAGGGUUUUUGAAAUGAGUAGAAGGCUAUGAAAACAAUGACAUAUAAAACCACUCAAACUACAUUGUUUUUUAUUUGAAAUGUGUCUCCCAUUACCUGUUUGAUCACCGGUCAAUCAAACCAUGUGAACUUUGGGAUGUGCAGUGAGUAAAUGGCCGAACAACAAAUAUGACACAGUGGAAUUUAGUCAAACCUACCAAAGCGUUUAUUACCUCAUGAAGGCUACGAAGUCCAAAUACUGAUGGAUUUCCUCAUUUGGAAAACGUAGGAACGUGAUGGGUUCCUCAGUAUGUUAAUGUGAUGUAGUUUUGGUGUUUGAAAUCACGCUGCUGCAGGACAUUUGGCAGCUGUUACACAAAGAGUUACUGUAAGCUGUUUUUGAUGGAUAAGGACAAAAUAUGUUUCCAUACAACCAUAAUCACUCGCAUCCCCUGAUCAUCUCACUAAAAAGGAGUUUGCCACAAAAGUAGAGCGCACACAUAAGGGUGGAUUUUGACGCAGUUUUCCUUUCUUUCCAAGGUCACACCAACAAAGACUGUACAGCUUUACUUCAUUUUUAGCUUGGACUUCUUUGUGAAUAAAAGUUGACUUUGCAUAUUUCCAUUGUCAUGGCAUGUUUUUCUUUAACAGAGAUAAGGCUGUGGAAAUGGUAAUUGAUUUUUUUUGUACAUAAAUGAGUAAAAUAUUCGAUUACUUCAUACCAUGGUUUGUGUUUUUAUGACAAACUUUGCGUAAGGGAACAUGAGGAUGUGUGUGUGCACUUUCCAGAACUGGCUCACAGUCACUAUGUCACUGGUCAUUGUGAAUAUUUAAUUAGAUCUAUGUGAAGUCAAAGCUGCAUUGCGGCAACACUGUGGCAUUGGAGUUAACGCAACCUCUUGUGUUUUGUUAUAAAAAUAGCAUCUGAUCAAUUCCUCUGCUGGUUAUAUUUGAACACAUCAUUACUGUCCACGUUCAAAGGUUUCAUUAAUGGGGACAGAAAUGGAAAAAAAAAAGAUUUUAAUGAUUUAAAAGGAAAUGGGGCAGAUCUUUUUUAGACAAGAGGCAGGAAUUUAAACCUUUUCUUCUCCUCAUGGCAAGAACCAAAUCCUGACUUAGUGGAUAACUGAUGCCUGGUUCUAAUUGCCAACCUGUAAUAAGCACAGAAGGAUUUGGUUUCUUCAUUAAGACAAUGUAUUGAGGAUUCUUUACAGGCUCUUAUUUUUCUUGUGGCAUGCAACAUUUUAGGGUCUGUUUGACUGCAAUGAAUCCAGCCUCAGAAUAAACUGGUACCUAAGU